This is a messenger RNA of Trematosphaeria pertusa, 822 nucleotides long. RefSeq names its product glutaredoxin. Lineage: Eukaryota; Fungi; Ascomycota; Dothideomycetes; Pleosporales; Trematosphaeriaceae. The coding region runs from base 108 to 581 and encodes 157 amino acids. The transcript has 3 exons. The record is from RefSeq and is a predicted model, not a curated record.
ACCCUCAUCCAAACAUUUUGCGGCGAACGCGGAGGUUAACAAUUUCCACCUUCACCAUCCCUACGCCAACACCAACACCAACACCUACACCUGUACCAUCCUAAGCAAUGUUCUCAAGAAGGGUAUUCCCAUCGGCCUUCCGCGCCGCAACCCGAGCAAUUCGCCCCUCCGCCGCAACAAACCCCUGCUUCCUCACGGCGCAACAGAUACGUCUUCUCUCCGAUGAUAUGCGAAAGGCGAUCGACAAAGCUGUGGGCUCAGCACCGGUUGUACUGUUCAUGAAGGGCACACCAGAGACACCGCAAUGCGGGUUCUCGAGAGCAAGCAUACAGAUUCUGGGCAUGCAGGGAGUGGAUCCGGAGAAGUUCACGGCGUUUAACGUGCUGGAGGAUAAUGAUUUGAGGCAAGGCAUCAAAGAGUACUCGGAAUGGCCUACGAUACCCCAGCUCUACGUCGACAAGGAAUUCGUCGGUGGCUGCGAUAUUCUCAUGACGAUGCACCAGGACGGAUCGCUCGCGAAGAUGCUAGAAGAGAAGGGCGUGCUAGUCCCCGCGGAGAAGGAAGCUGAGCCACCGAAGUAACGUAAUUACGCAAAAGGAACGAAAGAGCGAGUGAGCGAAUAAUUGUACUAUACUACCUCAGCUGCAUCGGAUGGCGGAAGACCAGUGGAAGCGGUCUCUGGGAAUGUAAGAUUGAGGGCGUAUAUAUAUUGCACAUACGAAAGCAAAUUGCUUGGAGGAGUGAACGAUUGCGUGAAUGACGUCUCCUUUUCCUUCCUGGCUUCGUCAUUCACCGGUUCACAUCCCUUUGGCCGAUGAGAUA